AUCUCUCAUGCGCGAAGGCUAAUGACGUGUCUGGCAGCUUUACGUAUGAAAACAAUCAAGCAUAGAACUGAAUACAGAAGCAAAGGGUUAGAAUACCGUGGGGUGUUUAUGUUGUUGCUUGUCACUGGUGUUGUCAGGUCGCGGCUGUGGUUUAGAAAUUGAUACGCUGUUUUUUUUCACUGUUUCUGGGAACCGGAGAGGUUUCUUGUUACUUUGUUAUGCACUUGCUGGAGUUCCAGCGGCUGCCUUGUCGUUUCACACGUCCGCUGAGUGCCUGGUGCGGCCAUGUCCCGUUGGUUUUUCCCGUGGUCUAGCUCCAUAAAGAAACGGGCCUGCCGCUAUUUGCUGCAGCAUUACUUGGGUCAUUUUUUCGAAGAGAGGCUGAGUCUCGAUCAGCUGAGUUUAGACCUAUACAAUGGCAGCGGAAGUGUCAGGGAUAUUCACUUGGACAUUUGGUCUGUGAAUGAGCUGUUGGACUCUAUGAGUGCACCAUUAGAGAUCAUAGAUGGCUUUGUUGGCAGCAUUUCUGUUACGAUUCCGUGGUCUGCUUUGGUUACCGAGAACUGCACUGUGGAGAUUACAGGCCUCCAGGUUACUUGCAGACCAAAAUAUAGAACUGCACAUGGCCCAGAAUUUCAGAGCUGGUCAUCUAUGACCACAAGCAUGCAACUAGCCCAAGAAUGUCUGAAGGAACAGCCAGAGGAGCCUUCAGAGCCUACUCAGCCUUUGGAAGGACUGGAAAUGUUUGCACAGACAAUAGAAACUGUACUGAGAAGGAUCAAAGUCACAUUCAUAGACACCAUUAUCCGCCUAGAGCAUGUACCUGAUGGGUCUAGACAUGGGGUUGCUCUGGAAGUGCACAUUAAAAGGUUGGAAUACUGUGAUGAAGCAGUGAAAGAUUCCAGUCAUCUGAUCCCUGUUGACAUCCACCAACCACCUGCCUUCAUUCAUAAAAUUCUACAGCUUAGUGGAGUUAAUUUGUAUUAUGAGGAGUUCCUGAACAGGAGUUGUACUCCUCCAGACUCUUAUGUACCACAGGAAAUGGACUCCUCAUUUUCCAGUGUUGGGUCAAGGACGUUUACAGAAUCCCACAGCAGGACUGUGGAACCAGCUUCCAGCCCUCUUCUUCAGAUUGGCACUUGCACAGGAUAUAUAGAAAUGACUGUAAAGCUAAAGCAAAAUGAAGCAUUUCCCGGGCCAAAGCUGGAGUUUGAUGGAAAGCUGGGCUCUUUGCACUUAUUACUUACCCCAAAGCAAAUAUCCUAUCUACAGGACUUGCUUGAUGCAGUAAGCACUUCAGAAGUGAACAACUUGAAAGAGAAAAUGAUCAAAGGUCGACCCAUUGUCUCAGAGGAUAUGAAGCUGAUUGAGCAGGAUCUCAGUAACCAGCUGCACUCUGGGCAAAGUUUCAACCAGUCCCUGGAUGAACGUCCAGAGUCUUCUCUGAGCACUGAGAAUGGAGAUAUGUUUUACUCCAUGAAUCCUCUGACCAGCAGUGUAACAUCAAUUCGGUCUGCCAGUGAGCUGUCUGAUGACCUUGACACAUCAGUUAUCAGUGAAUACAAUAGUUGUCAGCUGCAGCCUCCUUCACUUGCUACUGGGUUAAUUGUGAACAGUCCAAGGCGGUUUGGAAACUUUCCCUUUGCUGCUACUCUUCCACAUCCCCAAAACCUGAGCAAACGACCAGGCAAGACCUCACACACUCCCCUUGUAGAGACUGUAAAGUUAGAGAUGCUGCUGAAAGUAACACUUGGUGGAGUUACCCUCACUGUUCUGCAGCAUGAUCCAGAGAGUAUUUUAUCAGACUCCAGUGACAGUUGCUUAAAUCCAUCAUUGUGUAGAACUGCACAGCAUUUCUUUACAGAACUGGGAUAUUUUAAGGACACUGCUUUCAGUGAACAGGAUUUUAACCACCUCAGGCCAAAGUUUGAGAAAGCGUGCUUCCAGAGUAAUUUGAGAUUAACAGGAGCAGCAGUGCAGAUUGUAUGUGAACAGAAGGCUAGCACCAGUGUGCAGAUUAGGAAUGUAGAUCUCUGCUUCCGCAUGGUGGAGAUUUUGGAGUGCCUGUGUACCAAGACUACUGUAGCGGGAAUGCAGCAAAAGAUGAAAUACACAGAGAUUUUGAUGUUCAAGAAUCCCAGUGCCUUUAUUUGUGCCUCUCCACCCCGUCCAUGUGCCCAGAUACAUUAUAAGUGGACACAAAGGAGUGGAUCAAAGAUUAGUCAGAAGAAGCCUUCAGUUGCACAAAAUGCCGAGGUAUUUAUUGAAUUUAUGGAAUUUCAUUCAGAAGUAGACUUGGGAAUCAUGGAUCGUAUGAGCUCACUCCUUAGCCUUUUUUUAAUUGGAACAAAUGAACUAAAUAUGAAGAUGUCAUAUGAACAACAUUCAGUUCCUAAUUUUUCACAGAGCUGUAUUGAUCCUCUUUCUUUAACUGAACAACAGGUGAAAGUGCAGGUCUCUUCACCAAAGGCAAACUUUAGACUUCUUUUUCCUAUACCUGACUUGCGGCCAGAACCAGAGUGCAGGCCUUGGAAGGAGAAGGCAGUUCGUGGAGAAUACCUAACCCUGGAGUUCACUGACAUAGACUUCAAAACAGAAUUUAAUAGUGCUGCUAAAACAGAACCUGUCAAAUUAGAAGCUGUCUUUAGUGAUCUACAUGGUGUAUAUAAAGAUGGUGAAAAGCCUGCAGUGUCUUGUAUACGUGCUUGUAAAGUCCUAGAUCCUUUGUGCAAGGUAACGGGGAAGAAGUACAUUUUUCCAAAGAUAGUUGUAAUCAUUAAUCCAGACAGCACUGGCUUGAUCUGGGAUUUAAUAAUGGAGAAGAUGGACGAUGUAGAUCCCUGCACUGUAGAAAGCCCAUGUGAACUAAAACAGCCUGAUGCCUCACCUUUCUCCUCCAAACGCACCAUGUAUGAAACAGAAGAGAUGGUGAUCCCAGGAGAUGCAGAAGAAAUGGCAGAGUUCAAGAAAAAGACAUUAGCUAUGUCACAGUACGUUUUAGAUGUGACCCUACCCAGUGCUCAUGUCUUUUUGCCCAGCAAGGAGUUCUAUGAGAGUAUUUACAACAGGAUCAACAAUGACUUGUUGAUGUGGGAGCCCAGAGUUCCACCCAGUGGUAAAAGUAAAACACCAAGUGGAGUUCCAGUGCCUGGCCAUCCUUUGUUCAACACAACGUCUGGAUCAGUUUACAAACAGGACAACUUUCGAAUGUGUAAAUCUGCAUUUAGAUUAGAUUCAGACUCUGAAGAUGAAGACCACCAGUUUGACAUUGCUGAAGUAGUGGCACAGAAGAGAAAGGCCGAGCAGCGAGCUCACAGUUUCCUCUCUGCAGUGGUUAACAUCAAGAAAGGCAGGUUAACCUUGAUUGCUGAUGCCAAGAAUGAAACUGGAAAGAAGCUGGAAGAUUCACAUGGAGAACUUGUUCUUGAUAUUGAAAAUGGAACUGUAUUUAGUGUGUCACAGUUUAAGGGACAGGUGGACCUUAGCUACCUCUGCAUCGAGUCAGACAAAGUAGCACUUUAUCAUAAAGCUGUCUUAGAAGACUAUUUGUUGCCAGAAAAACUUGAAGUGCCAAACUCUACUCCUCCUGAAAAUCUGAACCCCAUAAUCUAUUGCUCUGAGGAUGGAGUAAUGGCCAAACUGUCUGCUGGGAGGAAGGACAGGAGUCCAAAUAUGCUUUCAGUAACCAUCAAAAUUAGUCUGGAUACCAAGAAAAACAUUAAGGAAUUUUUAGUUGCCUUGAGACUGCAAGCAGCAACAGUGCGUCAUCACAUGGCGUUAACCAACCAAAGCUGGCAUGCACAACUGAUUGAUUUCCUUGAUGUUAUUGAUGAUCCUAUACUUGGGUAUAUUCCUCCUACUGUCAUCACUGUCCUACAUACCCACUUAUUCUGCUGUGCUCUUGAUUACAGGCCUCUCUACCUCCCAGUACGAGUAGUAAUCACAGUUGAGACCUUCACAUUGUCUAGUAAUAUUAUAGUAGAUACAUCUACCUUCCAUCUCAGGUUCAUUUUGGAUGAUUCUGCUGUUUACCUAUCUGACAAAUGUGAAGCUGAGAUAGUAGAACUGAGGAAAGAUUAUGUAUGCGUGCUGGAUGUAGACCUCCUAAAGCUAGUGGUAACAACCUGGAAAGGCAGUUCGCAUGGAAAGCUGACUCAGCCACUUUUUGAAUUGCGUUGUUCAAACAAUGUUGUUCAUCUUCACACCUGUGCCGACUCCUGUGCCAUGCUGAUAAACCUGAUACAGUAUGUUGUCAAUAGUGGCGAUCUCCACCCACCUCCAAAACAGGAAAGUCCAACUGAGAUUGCUGGACAGAAAUUGCAGCUCUCAGAGAGUCCAGCUUCAUUGCCAGCAUGUUUGCCAGCUGAGACAGCAGAGAUUAACCAGGGUGACUUGGCUGAUGCACUAAUGGACAGUGACAGGAACUUUAAAGAUCUCUCAUUUGGAUCAGGUGAGAUGAUAUUAUUGCGCCAGAACUCCCCAGUGUCAGUUUAUCUGUUCCCUGGUGAAAAUCGUACAGCAGAAAGACGUCAUGCUGAGCCUUUAAAUUCUGGUGCUACCAUGGAUGGACUGGAUUCCUUUCCAUCAGAUGGCAGUGAAGUGGAAAGUGACUCAACAGAUAAUGAUGACUUCUGCAUUUUAGAUGCUCCUGGCAUGGGCAUACCUGCCAAAGAUGGUGAACCAUCUGUUACAAGGUUAGUGGAUGGACCAAUUUCAGUUAAAGAUGGACAUUUUUCACGUCCUUUAGGCAGCACUGAUCUGUUGAAGGCACCAGUGAGAUUUCCAAUGCCAGAAACUCGAAUUAUGCUACGAGAAAUCUCAGUGGUUUGGCAUCUAUAUGGAGGAAAAGACUUUGGUGUAACACGGUCGUCUUCAGCACAUUCCCCAAGAAUUAGGUCUGGUUCUGCAAGUGCUCGGAGUUCCCCUUCUAGGACUUCUGUUACCAAUCGACCUCAGAACACUUGGCGAACACAGGGCGGAACUGGCAGAGUUCAUGAUAUUCUAAUGGAAAUACAGCUCACCAAAGUUAGCUUUCAGCAUGAGGCCUAUCCGACAUCCAAUGCAGUUGUGGAGAAGGAGCUGGCAGAGAAUUCAGGACCUGAAGUAGUGGAACAGCCAGUUGCGAGACAGGUCUUUAUUGUUCAAGAGCUUGAAAUUAGAGACCGCCUGGCAUCUUCUCAAAUCAACAAGUUCCUGUAUCUCUACACCAGUGAGAAGAUGCCCAGGAGGGCUCAUUCAAACAUGCUGACCAUUAAGGCUCUCCAUGUACAUCCUGAAUCAGGAUUAGGUGGCCAAGAGUGCUAUUUGCGUGUGUCCUUAAUGCCAUUGCGUCUUAAUAUUGACCAGGAUGCCUUGUUUUUCCUGAAAGAUUUCUUUACAAGCCUGGCUACAGGAAUUAACCCUGUCGUUCCUGUUGAAGUUGGAACAGAUGCUCUUAAGUCUGAUGUUAGUCAAAGGUCAAGCCUCUCACUUGAUCCCGAGGUAACUAAUAAAGAAAUGGAACCAGGACAGAGUUUGUCUGCUAAGGGACAGGAUAUAUCUGCAUCUAUGGAUACAACCAUCAGUGAGAACAGCUCCUCCUCAACAGCUUCAUCAUCUACAGAUCAGCCAAUUUUUUUCAGAGAAUUUCGGUUUACAUCAGAAGUGCCAAUUUGGCUGGACUACCAAGGGAAGCACAUGACAGUGGAUCAAGUUGGCACAUUUGCUGGUAUUAUGAUCGGUCUGGCCCAGCUGAACUGCUCGGAACUCAAACUAAAGAGGCUGUGCUGCCGACAUGGGUUACUAGGAGUCGACAAGGUUGUCAACUAUGCUCUAAACGAAUGGCUCAGUGACAUUAAGAAGAACCAGUUGCCAGGAAUUUUGGGAGGAGUCGGACCUAUGCACUCAGUUGUUCAGCUCUUUCAUGGUGUCAGGGAUCUGUUUUGGAUGCCAAUCGAACAGUAUCGGAAGGAUGGGCGCAUUAUCAGGGGGAUACAGCGUGGCGCUGCUUCCUUUGGAACUUCAACUGCCUCAGCAGCAUUGGAGCUCAGCAACCGACUUGUACAGGCUAUACAAGCAACUGCAGAAACUGUUUAUGAUAUCGUUUCCCCAACACCUCCUAUUACAAGAGCUGUAAUGGACAAAAGACAUUCAAGAAGACACCAGAGAGCCCAGCAGCCUGCAGAUCUGCGGGAAGGAGUGGUAAAAGCAUAUGAUACAGUUAGAGAGGGAGUGAUUGACACAGCCCAGACGAUCUGUGAUGUUGCUACACGUGGACAUGAGCAAAAGGGUAUCACUGGAGCAGUGGGUGGCGUCCUAAGACAGAUCCCUCCCACUGUCGUCAAACCACUUAUUGUGGCAACAGAGGCCACCUCAAAUCUUCUUGGAGGGAUGCGUAAUCAGAUUAAGCCAGAUGCUCGGAAGGAAGACUUUUUGAAGUGGCGAUUAGAUGAAAUACAGGAGUAAAUGUUCAAUUUCAGCAUUUUGCAUUAUCAAGUGCCAUCAUGAUAGUUUUAAAAUUUAUAACUGCAAAUCAAAUCACAUGAACACAAAAGCUGGUGCUUUAUUUUAUUUUUUUAAGGUUCUGAUACAGUCCCUUUGACCUAGUCCUGCAAAAAAGUUCACAAACCAUGUUUGAAUUUUCCCAGUAUUGCUACGCACAGUUGAGUACAUCUGCUUGUUUUUCAGAUGGGGAAAGUCCUUUUGACCUUUUGAAAGACAGAUUGCAAAUUACUACAGGAGAGUGUUAAUAUUUGUAUGUAUAUUAAGAGAAAUAUGCAUUUGUCAAACUCAAGUCAUAUAAAAAUGUAAUUAUUGUAA
Messenger RNA from Protopterus annectens (West African lungfish), 6798 nucleotides. It is a transcript of the gene ATG2A, whose product is annotated as autophagy related 2A. Lineage: Eukaryota; Metazoa; Chordata; Ceratodontiformes; Protopteridae. Gene Ontology annotation, molecular function: phosphatidylinositol-3-phosphate binding. The transcript has 42 exons. The record is from RefSeq and is a predicted model, not a curated record. Gene Ontology annotation, biological process: autophagosome assembly; reticulophagy; autophagy of mitochondrion. The coding region runs from base 286 to 6444 and encodes 2052 amino acids. Gene Ontology annotation, cellular component: extrinsic component of membrane; phagophore assembly site.